AUUGAAUCAUGUGAUUUUAAAUUGAUUUCGUGUUGAUAUAAUUUUUGUUGAUUUACGUUCAAAAAUAUCGAGUCGGAAACCAAAAAUAAUGUCUGUCGUAAUCGAAACAACGAUCGGUGAUAUAACAGUCGAUCUUUAUAUUGAACAACGUCCGAUGACAUCGAAAAAUUUUCUCAAACUCUGCCAAAUGAAAUAUUAUAACAAUUGUGUAUUUCACUUUAUUCAACGUGAUUUUAUCGCACAAACAGGAGAUCCUUCCGGCACCGGUAUGGGUGGACAAUCUGCUUAUUCAUUAGUUAGUGGUUCAGAUGAAAAAUCACGAUUUAUCGAAGCAGAAAAGAAGCCAAAGUUAAAACAUGAUCGUCUUGGUCUCAUAUCCAUGGUAAAUAACGGCGAAAAUUUACAUGGAUCACAAUUUUUUUUCACGCUUUGCGACUCACUCAAUUAUCUUGACAAUGUUCAUACGGUUUUUGGAGAAAUCACCGAAGGUAAUGAUGUGCUGGUCAAAUUAAAUGAUACAAUCUGUGAUGAUAAUCAUCGACCCUACCAAGACAUAAUGAUCACUCAUACAGUCAUCCUUGAUGAUCCUUUCCCUGAUAUUGCUGGCCUGAACAUACCUUCAGAAUCACCAAGAAUCAACCUUGAAGAAUUGAUUGAUUCUGAUCGAAUCGGAAUCUGUGAAGAGGUAAUGGAAGAUGGUAAAACUAAUGAACAAGUUGAAGAAGAAUUAAAAGAUAAAGAAGCAAAACAACGUGCUCUGGUUCUAGAAAUGAUUGGUGACAUACCAGAUGCCGAUGUUAAACCACCUGAAAAUGUUCUUUUUGUGUGUAAAUUGAAUCCAGUCACUAGGGAAGAAGAUUUGGAGAUAAUAUUUUCACGAUUCGGAAAAAUUGUAAGUUGUGAAAUAAUCAAAGAUCAGAAAACGGAUGAAUCCUUACAGUACGGGUUCAUUGAAUUUGAUCGUAAAGAAGAUUGUGAAAAAGCUUAUUUUAAAAUGGAUAAUGUUCUGAUCGAUGAUCGCCGAAUUCAUGUUGAUUUUAGUCAAUCUGUUUCCAAAAUAAAAUGGCGAGGAAAAGGUCGUGGUGUCACUUUUAUAGACGAUGACCACCAAAGUCAAAGUCGAAAUCAGGCCAAGUCAUUAGAGUAUGUACAAUCAUUGUCAUCUUCAUCAAAAAGUAGAAAUCAUAGAAGUAGUCAUCAUCAUUCUCAAUCGCGUAAUACGGAGCCGAUAAAGGAUAGACGAAAUCAAAGGGAUAAUCAAUUAGAUUCAAGAAAACGCAGGCGAGAAGAUAAAAAUGAUCGAAAACAUUCAUCAGACCAACAUCGAUACUAUCGUGAUGAUGAUGACAAUUAUCGUAAACGUUUUUCACGAGAUGGUCAUCAUCAUCAUCAUCAUCGAUCAUAAGACAUUCAUCUCAUAAUGUGAAUGGAAAUAAACCUAACCUUGGAUAGGAGAAGAUUUUUUCAUGAUCUUUGAAUUC
This is a messenger RNA of Dermatophagoides pteronyssinus (European house dust mite), 1481 nucleotides long. Its product is annotated as peptidyl-prolyl cis-trans isomerase-like 4. Gene Ontology annotation, cellular component: nucleus. NCBI's taxonomy places the organism in Eukaryota, Metazoa, Arthropoda, Arachnida, Sarcoptiformes, Pyroglyphidae. The record is from RefSeq and is a predicted model, not a curated record. Gene Ontology annotation, molecular function: peptidyl-prolyl cis-trans isomerase activity; RNA binding. Gene Ontology annotation, biological process: protein peptidyl-prolyl isomerization.